CGAAUUCAACUCAACGCGAAGUCGUUGGCUACAACCAAUAUGUCUACUUAUCUUGCUUUUAGUCGUCUACUGAAUGAAGCAGAAGAAGCUCUCUGAAUCGCGCUUAUAGCCCGUCCUUCGGCUUUCUCCUCAAGUUGUGCCGAUACAUAGUGGUUUCGUCGGCAAAAGUCUCUCUACUCUCAAUGCUCCGUCGCGUACACACAUCCUCUCACACAGUCCAUACCACGUAUAAUGGUCGAUCGCAGAGUUUGGGAGUCAAUCUCACUUGGACGACGUCUCACUCGCCUCAGAACAGCGCAAAAGGAAGGAGAGAUUGGGUUGGAGGCAGAGAUCGCUGAGAUUGCACGGGAAAGGGCCGACCGAGCACGUACUAGAAACAGUGAGCGGAAAAGAGGGCUUCGUGCUGCAGCUUUGGCGGAAGAAGCAGAUCUAGAGGAGCGCGCAAGGCAAACUCGGCCUCCGACUAGUGGUGACAUGCGUUUAGAUGAGCAUCAGCAUCCACGCACACACGACAGGCUGCCAGUGAACACACGACAGGCUGCCAGUGAAGAGGCAGCAUAUCAAGCCGAUCGUUGUGAGCACAACAAGCUGUCGAAACAAAGAGCAAAGGUUGCAUCCCUUGCUGCACACGGUUGGCCCAGGAAGCACUUCUUCACAGGCAUCCCAUGCGCUCAAACGCCCGGCUACUGCCCUAUCAAAGCCUUCUAUGUCAUCUGUGAGCCAAAGUGAGCCUCCCAUGAAGCAACAGAAGACGGAGACGGCGAAAUCUUCUGGUACCUCGAUAGGCCUACAGUCUCCACCAGUUGCGAAUUUGUCGAUCAUGGAGGGUGUGGCCAUCAACAGACAUGCUCGUCCGGCAACAAAGGCAUUG
Protomyces lactucae-debilis is the source of this 871-nucleotide messenger RNA. RefSeq lists its product as uncharacterized. The transcript has a single exon. NCBI's taxonomy places the organism in Eukaryota, Fungi, Ascomycota, Taphrinomycetes, Taphrinales, Protomycetaceae. The coding region runs from base 232 to 729 and encodes 165 amino acids. The record is from RefSeq and is a predicted model, not a curated record.